UGAGGCGAGGUCGGCAGGCGUGGCAGGAGGUGGGGUGAUUUAAAGUCGGGAAGGUGAUGGCCAUGCUGGCCGAGGAGCGGGCGUGGUGGGGAGGGGCGGAGGGGGGACGGGGGCAAGUGGCGCUUGUUGGAAGUGGCCUCGAGUAAUUGGCGCGCGCGACCUCCCUCGCGGGUACUUAACGCGUGGACCACGAUCGCAGUCGUAGUAGUCACAGGUUCGCUGCGCAAGAUCCUCUGCGUCCAUGCCAGGGAGUCGUCAGUCGCCUUCCCCUCCAUCUCUCUCUCUCUUGAUCAGCGGCGGGAGCGCGAAUCGCUUCCUCGCUGUGCGGCUGCUGCGCUCCUCGGAGUCACGCCGGGGGAAUCUCGGCGCGGUCACGAGCCCGUGCGUAAAGUGACAAAAACAUCGACAAACAUCGGCGACGUCAACACCAUCAUCAUCAUCAUCGACACGCUUGCAGAUACGUGUCUUACGAUAAGAACGAUGUAAAUGUUAUAUUCGUAUGAAACAUCGAUAUAACCGCUAUAUCAUUAUCAUCACAAAGAGAGCCGCAGCAUUUUAAAAGUGGAUAACCGCGGACGCCGGAAUAUAAAAUAAAGAGAACAUACAGAUACUAAUCGAUAUAACAUACUAAUCGAUAUAACAUACAGAUACUAAUCGAUAUAACAUACUAAUCGAUAUAACAUACAGAUACUAAUCGAUAUAACAUACUAAUCGAUAUAACAUACAGAUACUAAUCGAUAUAACAUACUAAUCGAUAUAACAUACUAAUCGAUAUAACAUACAGAUACUAAUCGAUAUAACAGGCAGACACGCACGCUGACGCUCACGCUCUCGACUCCACAUGUGCACGCUGGCUUUCGGAGGCUUUGUGGCUCGCACGCAUUCGUUAGAAAGUCUCUCUGCCCUCACCCGUACCUAACCAUACCCUGACCAUCACCAAGAACGAGAAAUUACCACAAUCAGCACCUCGUUAUCAAUAUAACCACGACCAACACCUCAUUACCAACGAAAUCACAAUCGAUACCUCAUCGGCAAAGUCACCAUAACCAACUCACCGACAAAACCACACGGCCAAUAAAGACCGGACGAACCUCCCCAUUGACCGUCGUAAAACUUGGGAGGGGGGGGGGGAAGUCCUAACCAUCAGCGGCGCUCGUGUCAUCUAGUCGUGCGGACCGCCCGCUACCGAGAGGCGAUCAUCAGACUCGUGAUUGAGAGGGACACUAAAGGGAGCUUCAAGAAGCCGAGAGACACACAGAGAUAGACGCCCGCUACCGAGAGGCGAUCAUCAGACUCGUGAUUGAGAGGGACACUAAAGGGAGCUUCAAGAAGCCGAGAGACACACACAGAGAGAGACGCAUACAGCAGCAGCAGCCAGCAGGAGACAGCGGCAAGAAUGGACGGCGGAGACUUCCACUCUCGCGGCUCGUUCGGCGCGUGGGACUACGUGGUGUUCGCUGCCAUGCUGCUCGUGUCCACCGCGAUCGGCAUCUACUACGCCGUCUUCGACCGCUCACAGCAGACCGCGGGGGGCUUCCUGGUCGGAGGCCGCCAGAUGUCUGCGGCCCCCGUGGCUCUGUCACUCACGGCGAGCUUCAUGUCCGGGGUCACGGUGCUGGGCACCCCGGCCGAGAUCUACCGCUUCGGGGCGAUAUUCUCCUGCUUCUCGUUCACCUACCUCCUGGUGGUGCUCGCCACCGCCGAGGGAUUCCUGCCGGUCUUCUACCGCCUCGGGGUCACCAGCACAUACGAGUACUUGGAGAUGCGGUUCGGUCAGUCAGUUCGUCUCUGCGCCACCGCGAUGUACAUCGUGCAGACGAUCCUCUACACGGGCAUUGUGAUUUACGCACCGGCUCUCGCAUUAAACCAAGUAACCGGCUUCAACCUGUGGGGGGCGGUGGUGGCGACGGGAGCUGUGUGCACUCUCUACUGCACCCUGGGCGGCCUCAAGGCGGUAGUGUGGACGGACGUGUUCCAGUGCGGGGUGAUGGUCGCUGGCUUCAUAGCCGUCAUCGUGCAGGGCACAAACCUGGCCGGAGGGAUCAACGUCGUGUGGGAGCAGGCGGCCAACGGGAGCCGACUCAACUUCUGGGAUUUCGACCCGGACCCGCUGCGCCGCCACACGUUCUGGACGAUCUUGGCGGGCGGGUGGUUCACGUGGCUCGCCGUGUACGGCGUCAACCAGUCGCAGGUGCAGCGCUACAUCGCCUGCCGCUCCAUGCUGCAGGCCAAGCUGGCUCUCUAUUUAAACCUGGUGGGGCUGGUGUUGAUCCUGUGGUGCGUGGUUCUGUGCGGCCUCCUCAUCCACACCUUCUACAAGGACUGCGAUCCCUUCACCAAUGGAGAGAUCAGCGCCCCUGAUCAGGUGCUUCCCUACCUGGUGCUCAGUUUGUUCCGGGGAUACCCCGGGCUGCCCGGUCUCUUCGUGGCUGCUGCUUACAGCGGGACGCUCAGCACGGUGUCGUCCAGCAUCAACGCCCUGGCCACCGUCACGCUGGAGGACAUUCUGAGGCCUCGGCUGCCCUUCCUGCGCGGAGCCUCCGAGAGGAAGCUCUCGUGGACCUCCAAGGGCCUGAGUGUGUUCUUCGGAGGGGUCUGCAUCGUGAUGUCCUUGGUGGCGUCGCUGUUGGGGAACGUGCUGCAGGCCGCGCUAAGCAUCCUGGGCAUGAUGGGAGGGCCCUUGCUCGGACUCUUCAUUCUCGGAAUUUAUUUCCCGUGGGCCAACGAGUUGGGUGCGCUGGCUGGGCUACUCGUGGGGCUAUUUCUGUCCCUCUGGGUGGGCAUCGGUGCCCAGCUCUACCCGGCCCUGCCCAUCAAGACGCGACCUCUACCCCUGACCACGGCGGGAUGCAACGUGAUGAGCAACUACACCACAACCAUAUUCACCCCGACGGGAUUCACCCCGACGGUGGCCGACGUUCCAAACAUGCGGCCGACCAUCGCCGAGGAGUGGUACUCCAUCUCCUACCUCUACUACAGCGCCGUGGGCUGCAUUGGAGUGGUCGUUGCCGGAUUCAUCGUCAGCAUCAUCUCAAGUCGUGGGAGGGUGCGCCCCGUCAACUCGCGUCUCAUCCACCCGGUCGUUCAAACCCUGCUGCGCCUGCUGCGUGUCCACAGCCUCACGUACACGGACGAGGAGGAGGGCACGGAGAAGGAAAAUGCGAAUGGAUUUGCGGAAAAAGACGGCAUCCCCGCAGCAGACAUCUCUCUUCACAGCACCAAGCUGUGACGGACGUCCAUCACAGUUCGCAUCUUGGGGGCGCUCCAAAUGUUGUCUUUAUGUUUUUACUUUUUACAACGAUUCUUCGAAAAGGUGAUGUCCAAACAAGCUCUAUCGCCGUCAUUGUUUUUGCUGUUGUGUCCGUAGAAGUAUCAUUCUUUUUUUAAAAUUAUAAUUGGACAGCAUAAUUAGCUAAAUUCGUUAAAAAGACGAAGACAAAGACCCCCCGUGUAGCCUUAACAGCCUGUUGGGGCAAGUGCUGUUAGUGAGCAGCAACAAAUUCAGGCCUGCAGGGGACACAAGGGGGUUGGGUGGCCACUUGGUCGUGUCAAGAUGUCAGAAUCAGAAAGGGUUUAUUCACCAUGAAAGUUCGCACAGACAAGGAAUUUACUUU
Petromyzon marinus (sea lamprey) is the source of this 3614-nucleotide messenger RNA. RefSeq names its product sodium-coupled monocarboxylate transporter 1-like. Gene Ontology annotation, biological process: sodium ion transport; transmembrane transport. The record is from RefSeq and is a predicted model, not a curated record. Lineage: Eukaryota; Metazoa; Chordata; Hyperoartia; Petromyzontiformes; Petromyzontidae. Gene Ontology annotation, molecular function: symporter activity. Gene Ontology annotation, cellular component: extracellular exosome; membrane.